Messenger RNA from Brassica napus (rape), 8904 nucleotides. RefSeq lists its product as uncharacterized. The transcript has 2 exons. Lineage: Eukaryota; Viridiplantae; Streptophyta; Magnoliopsida; Brassicales; Brassicaceae. The record is from RefSeq and is a predicted model, not a curated record. The coding region runs from base 383 to 649 and encodes 88 amino acids.
UUGUUUUUAGUUUGUGUUUGCUUUUUUUUUGACGUCGUUUUUGUGUUUCCAUCACCAAACAAUAGAUAAAAUUGUGGUUGUUUACAGUAUCUAUUUUUGUCAAUAUCGAAAGGAGCACGUACGUGUGUAGAAAUGCAGACCACUUGCUCAAUUUUGACCAGAGACAACGGUUGAUCCAUCUGUUUUUUUUUUCUUGAAUACUUUUGCCAAACAAACUGAAACCGUGUUUUUAUAUAUCUUUGUCGCCGUGAAUUAGACUCUGUAUAUAUCAUUAGACUCUAUAUAUACAUCCAGAAUUCUCCAUUUGAGAUUAAUUAGAAGCCAAAUACUUUCAUAAACAUUUUCAAGAAUAACAAGAAAAGCUUGAAAAGAUCGAGCUAUCAUGGUCAGAUCAGAACUAGGAAGAAGGAGAUUUUUAUCUCGAGCUGAAAUGGCGCCGGCGUCAAUGAUUUCUCGCCGGAGCUGUUCAAUGUCUCCGACACUAGAGACCAUAUUUGAAGAAAGGUCCGAUGAUUUUAACCAUCAAGAUUAUUAUUCAAAAGUCGUUGUGAGCCAACGACACCGUCUCUUCCUUAUCGUUCCGGCGAUUAUAUCGGCCGUGUCUUGUGUUUUGUUGUAUAGACAUGAUCGUGUUGUUCGAUUUUCUUGAACAUGUUACAUACCUAUGCACAAGUAUUUCAAUGUAAUUUAUGUAUAAGCAGCAGGUAAAUGUAAAAGCAGCAGGGUUUCUUAUAUAUAAUCUUAUGUCUCUGUUUCAGUUCAUUUCAUUCUCAAAUUGAAUUUUAUAACAUGUUCUUAAUGCUCAUUAGUUCUGAAUUUUCUUACCAGUAAUAUAUUUUUUAACAUGGCUCGAGUUUUUGGCAAAUGAAAUCCUAUGAAAAAACGUCGCCUUAAUCCAACAAAGCUAGAUAUUGUUGAAAUUUGCGAACAAAUUAUGCCGAUAUAAUAUUUCAAAUAUGUUUAAAAUAGCUUUUGACCUAUGCAAACACACAUUUUCUAGUAUGACUCUUUAUUUAACCUAAAAUCAUGGACAUAACUUGUUAUUAACAACAUAUACAAAGUGCAGAUUAAAGAAGUAAUCAGUAAGUCUUUGAUAGUCUUGUACAACACAAAGUACAAAAUCAUUGAGAGGAGAAGAGGAAGAAAGAUCACAAUCCGUUUUGGAGCUUGAACUGGAAAACUACCACAUCCUUCUUCAAGAAUUGUUUCCAACUUAGGCUGCGAGAUGCUCCUCGAUAAUCGCCCCUGUUGAAUCCGUUGAAAUAGUGAAGGCGUUACCUCUCCCCAUGUUUGAAUAAACCUCAUUUCAUUGGCCAUUAGUUAUGCAGUUUUAAAAAUCUUGUUGUCUUGAAAAUGGGCAGAGAAAAAAAGAAGAAGAUUAAGGUGUUGUAUGAAGGAUUUGAUUGUUUUACUCCUAGAUUGGAACCAAAGAUAGGUUAUUUAUUUUAAAGAUCAGAAGACUUUUUUACGGGCAAAUCUCUUAUGUUUUUAUUUUUUUUAUUUAAAGGUAUUAAAGACAGAAUUUGAUUAACAAACUGAAAUUAGAUUAAAUACUCACACAAUACCAUUUUACUUUCUCAGCAUCCUUACGCUUUGACUUUGUCCUUUCAGACCCUGAAGUUAGAUUAAAUACUCACAUGUAAUUUACAAAUUAGACUAAGUCUAACUUAUAUACAGCUAAAACUACAUUUAUAAAAUAACUUUGAUUAAUCAUAAGAAUAUGAGUAUACUUAAACAAACCAUUAAACUUAUCAUGUAUCUCUGAUUAACCGCAACAUAUAAACUUAUGUUAUUAGCUCACUGAAAACAAAUAUUAGUUUGGAGCUUUGUCUUACUUCUUUAUGUCUUGUUGUUCAUGUGUUUUUCCUAAUUUAACUUGCAAUCUAUGACUGAUUUCUCUUAUUACAUUAAUAGCUACUAUACCCACCGUAGUACUUUAAUGGUGUUUUCAAUUUAUAUUUUGUUUUAAAAUCUAUUGUACAAUAGAAAAACAAUUAAAACAGAAAUAUUUUACCUUUUAUAAGAGUUUGUUCUUCGUAGACUUCCAUGUCUGCAUGUUCUAUCUUUUUCCUUUUUAGCUGGAUCUUACUUUAGAUCUCUAUUCACUAUUGAAUUAAUCUCCGGUAGUUCAAAGCCAUCAUAUCCACUUUUCUUGAAUCUUCAUAACCACAAAGAAGAAAAAUAACAAGUGGAGAAUACAGUUUAAUGGAACUCGGCUGACUUGUACCACUAUAUACGGGUCCAAUUCUGUAUUAUAGUAUUGAAAUUGAAAAGGAAUUAGGAGUGUAAUUUUUUCCUAAUCUAUUUACUUUCGAUUGAGACUUUGCUUCCAUUUGUCUACCAAAUUUUACAAAUAUAUAGGAGCAGGAAAAAAAGGUUGUGUAAGGAGGAGGAUUAUGGGUAGUGAGAUACGUGGGUUACAGUUUUUGACAUUUUAAUUAUUUUUAAAUUUUGUAAAUAUAAAUUAUGUGGCAAAUUUUGAUUGAUAAAGUGACUUGUAUAAAAAUGAUUAUGCAAACCGUUACAUUGACACUUGACGUUUUUUCUUCUUAAAAUCACACAAGUUUGAUAUUUGUUCUAUUAUAUAACUCAUAAUAUUUAAAAGUUACAGAUAAGUUUAGCGAAUUAGAUAAUCUUUUCUCUUUGUUAUGUUGUUCACUGGACAGUUCUAUAUUUCUUAUAAGCUAUAAAUGAAUGAAAAAGGAUGUUAUUUUUCAAAUUAAAUAAAUACGUUUAUAUGUAUUUCUUAAAGUAAAUAAAUCAUGAACAUAUUAAUCAUGGACAUAUCAAAAAUUAAGGUGUAAUAUAUAAAAAUAAUUCGAUUUUCAGAUUAAUUAUUAAAAUUUAUAUUAAAUAUUUAGUAAUAAUUGUUUAAAUUCCAUGAAUUUGAGGAUCAGCCAUGCCAUACGCGCAAAUAAAAAUAAACAUUAGAAAGAAUUGAAAGAAAAGAAAAAUAGCGAAGUCAUCCUUUUUCAUCAGAAAACAUGAAAAUAAUCGGAAAAAAAGAAUCGUUUAUCAAAUAAAUAAAUAAAUCACAAGAAUAAUAGAAAUUAAAGGUUUUCUGUAAGAACAAUUAAAAAAGAAUCAAUUGUGAGAAAAAGAAACCUGAAACUCCCUUCAAUGGCGGAAGAAGAGAAGCCAGCUACUACACCUGAACCUACUCUUCCUUCUCCGCCGGAAUUUCCAUCAAACCCCGAUGAUCCGCCACCAGAAACGCCUACUCCUCCGGCCAAAUUCGAUCCUAGUCGAAGUAAUUCUCCAAUUUCCCUCUUUUUUCUGCAACAAUCAAAUUGAUUUCUUCAAUUAGACUGAUGUAAUAAUCCCCAAAGCUCGUUUCUUUCCCACAAGAACCAAUUGGGUUUUGACCAAAUGUAGGGAAAUAGCUCAACUUUGCUUCGAUAGUGAGACAUUAGAGCUGAUAUGAACACUUACUCUGUUUCUCAGUUUCAGAUUCAUAUGAAUGUAUGUAUGGUGUAACAGACGUGUAUAACAAGUUGAAUCACUAAUGUUUCUGAAAGAUCCAUGAUUCAGAUUCAUUCACCAUCUUGCUCUAUUUUAGCAAAUUCGAUCUCUUAUCUAUUCAUUGUAAAGAAUGUUUGUUCUUCAUAUGUUCCCAUUGUUUAUAUGAACUUGUUAGCAUUAGCCAUUAGGUAGAUACAUGUUAUGUUGUGAAAUCGACCAACUGAGCUACAAACUUCUUCACCUAUUAACGUACAAACACCGAAAUAUAAAAUUAAACAUGUGUCAGAUGACACCCCAUUCUAUAAUGUAGGUCCGCCUCUGUUGUACAGCAGUUACACACUUACACGGUUACAUCCAUUCUAAAGACAUCGGCCAUGUUCGUUUACGUGUCGCGCGACUUGCGACUAAGAUUACGUUCGUUUACGUGUCGCGCGAUCUGCGACUUGCGACUAAACCUGCGACCUGCGACUAAAACUAUGUUCGUUUACGUGUCGCGCGAUCUGCGACCAGUCGCGCGAUCAUAAUUUUCUUAAUUUUUAGUCGCUGUUUUUUCGGGCGACUUGAAUGGAAACCCGCGACUGGUCGCGUGAUCAGUCGCGCGACAUCAAAACGACCAACAACCUGCGACUGGUCGCGCGAUCAGUCGCAGGUCGCAGGUAGCGACUAAUCUUCUAACUAAGAGUUAUAGGAAAGGCCCCUAAAUUUUUCCACAUUGGGCCUUAAUUUUGACAUUCAUGUCCAAAUAAUUAGACUGGAAAUUUUAGUUUUAUCCAUAAUUUUUCUUUUGAAGUUAACUUUUUAUCUAUAAAUUCGUCACAUUUUAUAUUCUUUUUCUCCUUUAAAUUACUUUUUUAUUUUUGUCAUCAUUUCUUCGCUUUAAUUAUAGUUUUAAACCUCGAUGGAAAUAUGACUUUGAGCUCACUAUAAGUCUAUAACCAUAUAUAAAUAUAUAGAUAUUGCAACAAUAUGUACUAUCAUGGGUGUAUGUUUGUGGUCCUUCCAUGAUUAUCUGGAAGAUAAUUAACCAAUAAAAAUCAAAGUUUAGUACAUAGGCUAUUUGAACUAAUUUACAUGUAAUGGGUAAUCAUAAAUUAAUUAGAGUGAAUCUAAUAAUAGAAAGGUAUAUACCUCAGGGUGGACAUAUCUUUCAAAUCGUAAUUAGGGUUUAUUCCAUAUAGAGCAUUGACAAGCUUAAUGGACAAAAGUAAUCAUGAGUCACGACCCACUAGAUUCAUUAAUGGUCCAUUUUAAAAGUACAUCAACUUCGCUUAUAUUUUAAUGUACACUCUUAGUUAAUACACUUAAUCCAAUUGGUUAUGAAAAAAAUCCCAUAUAAUAACUUUUAUGUAGUUUUGCUGUCUCUUAGUAUUUGUUAGAAUAAACAAAAAGAUAAAUUAAAUUGAUGAAAAAAUAAAUCAACUUGGUACUGUUUUGUUGGACUAAUAUAAAAAUAAUUUUAUAUUUUGCUUCAGUCACGGCUAUGAAAUCUUAUCUAAAUGGAUGAACUACACAUACAACAAACCAAUCAGUCAAUGGAUUAUGCUCAUCGAUAUAGAUAUAUCAUGAUUCAGAAGUUCUUUUGUCAAACAUAAGCAGUCUUUAUCGUUGAACUUACUUUCGUUACGUAUAAGUGAUAUGAUGAUUCGUAUACAUGUUCAUUUUGUUCCAAAAGAAAGAAGAAAACUAAAGAGAAAUAUUAUAAAAUAAUUAGAUCUUUUAUUUUUGACCAAAAAAAAAAAAAAUUAGAUCUUUUAUUUGUGUGCAAGGCAGUACGUAACGCACAUAGUUGCAAUGACCAGAAAAUAGUACAUGUGCACUAUAAAAGCUGUUUAUAAAAUCAUAACAUCACAUCACUAACUGUGGUCAAAACAGUACCACUACAUACGAAUCUAGUAAAGAUUCAGAUCCAUGCAUUAGUUUCAUUUCCUAAAUAUUUAUAAUAGUUUAGUUUUAUAGAUAUUUACAAUAUCAAUACUCUAACGUUUAAAUUCCUGAAAUAUACAAUAUAACACGUAAAAUGCACAAUACUUAUUCUACAGGCUCGAUGUUUUAUUUUUCUUUUCCACUUUUACUACUUUAGGUAUGUUUAUUGUAGUUUCGUAUCAAACGAAGGUUGCGUGUUCGAUUGACGUCGUGUUCAAAACUCCCGUAAAUUUGAUCUUUAAUUUUGUUUUAAAAAAAAAUGUAUCUUUUUAACAAUUAUAGUUUGAGAAUACUUAUAAUACAUCAGAAAGUAUUUGGUAUUCUGCAAAAUAACUCUAGGAUUUUGUAUGCACACGUACACAAGGGUAUGUACAUCCUAGCUAGACUAAAAGCAAUAUAUAACUUUUUGUAUAAACAAUGUUUUCAGUUUUCACAAAUAUUAUUUUCUCAUUUAUUAUGUUUAGAGGUCAAGCGGUAAAAUGUAAAAUAAGAUAAACGCAUAUAAAACAUAGAGGAUUGGUUUAAAGCAAAAAAAAAAAAACAUAGAGGAUUGGUGAAUUACCAAAGUUAACAUGGACAACAACAUCAAAGAAGAAACCAGAUUAUAGGUUAUAGAAUUUUGUUGUAUACACAUUAUAAUUUGAAUUCUUUAAAAAUUAAUUCGAAAAGCAGAAACCUCAAAUUUUAUACACAGUAUUAGAAAAACACCAUUGUUGGUUUUUUCAUCAUGAUUUGAGAAAAAUAAUAAUAAAACAUGAGAAAAAGAAGAAUAAAUACAUUCAUUUUAUUUGAUUUUUUGAGAAACCAUCUAUAUAUUUAUAAUAUUUUAAGGGUAUCAUUUUCAAAUAUUAAAAGUUAAAUUAUAUUGAAAUAAUAUAUAUUACAGUUAAAAAACUGUGUUUGAGAGCGAUAAAUAGAGAGUAAGCAGAAAUUUGGAUGACCAAGAAGCAGACACGUGCAGUGGUCUGGUAAAGGCAACAGUGAUCGAGAAGUCAGCAAGUGUCCGUUAAGACAGCGACACGUGCUCUCGAGCCCGUCGUGAACCACUUGCUCCUCUUUUUGCUUCUCCUUUAUUCUUCUUAAUUACUACUCCCUAAGUUUCACACUGUGAUUAGUUUUAGUAAAAUAUUUUUGUUUCAAAAUGUAACUAAUCUUCAUAUUUCUAAGUAACUUUUACAUUUAUUGAAUAUAGUAUAACCAAUUAAAUUAAAUAAAUUUAUUUUUUGUUGGUUAAAUUAUAUCUAACCUAUUUAUUAUAAAAUACUUUUUAAAAACAAUAAUUUUAUUAAUCUUCGUGCUGUUAGCCAAAACUACUUAUAUUAUGAAACGGAGGGAAUACUAUACUAUUAUUGAAUUCCACAAAUCACAUUAAGUAUCCCCCUUAUUAAAGUUAAUUCAAAUUGCGCGAAUGCAAACACAUGUUUAGCUCUUAAAUUAAUCUUUAGGUGUUUAUUCUAGUAUGAGUUUAAGCGGUGUGACCUAAGACAUACUAUCUCCGUUUCGUUAAGAUAUACUUUUUAGAAAAAAAGUUUGUUUCACAAAGAUGUAUUUUUCGUGUUUUUAUAAAAAAAAAUUGUAAAUUUCAAGAAAAUUAAUUAACUUUAUUAAACUAAAUAUUGGUUAAAAAUUAUUGAAAAUUGAAAAGUAUGUACAUUUAUUAUGAUAGUUUAAUGUGUUUUCUUAAUAUGUGUGAAAAUAUUAAAAAGUCUAUCGUUGUGAAACGGAGAGAGUAAUAUAUAUGGAUCUGCAUUCUUGAUAAAUAUGAUUAGUAGGUGGAAAAGAAACUUAUAAAGCUAUGUAGAGUAAAAAGUAGUUAUAUAUAGCAUAUACGUUUGUUGCAUAUAUAUAUGUUUAUUUGCAUAAAUAUGUGUAGUUUUGGGUUUAAUAUCAUCGCUAAAGCUUGGACAACUCACUUAACACUACGUGAAAUUCAAUUUAAACAAGUUUUGCAGUGUCGCGUUAUAGCUACUUUUCGGCUUAUUUCUUGAUCUUCUAGACCAGUGUUAGGGUGUUUAAGCAUAUUUCUACAAAGAAUCAAACAAUGUGAUGAAUACUACUAUCAUUUAUUUUGGACCCUCGAGACUAAGUAAUGUUGCCAAGCUUUCUAUAAAGAAGACUUUCCGAUCAAUGGUUAAAGAGAUCAAAAGAUGCUAACUCCCUGAGUACUCAGUCUCCGAUACGGAUCACUUGAAAUUUCGUACUCAAAAGAGGAUAAGAUUCAUGCGUAUAAACCCUUCACAUUUUUCUCAUAGUAGGUUACAAAAAAAAAACUAUUUAACUCAUAGUAGCUACAAAAUGCUUAAAGCAGAUAUUUACAUAUAUAUUGUGCAAGUAAACUGUCUCCAUCCACACACGUACAUUUAGGAAUAAAUUUGUAUAAACCACCGAGCACAAGCUACAGAGUAAGUAGGUAAUGAUAUUCAAGUUCUGUAGGCCUAUACGGUACGACCUAGUUGAAAAUGAUCCGACAUCAUUUUUCUCGUCUUUCUUUUGAUGCUAUCUCUAUUUGCCUUUUUAAAAAUGUAUCAUCAGAAUAUAACCAUAAAAAUUACCCAAUACAACAUCUAUAAUCAGUCACCAAUCAGAAUCUUUUUUUUUGGGUCAAGUACCAAGCAAAAUCUUGAAGGUGGUCAACUUAAAUAAUUUUUGAAAAGGCAUAUCUACAAAGCUUCUACAUGUAUUCCUUUUUUAUUUGCAAUAAUGUAUUCUAUAGCUAACCAGCCAACAUCAAUGGUUUAUUUAGCUAUUUCUAUUAAUUUCAAGAAUUGAGUUAGUUUUGUAUCUCACUUAAUAAAAGUAUAUGUUUUGAAUUUUAUUUUAAAGUUAGUAAAUAUAUAAACUGUCGUGUGCGUGUCUUAUUUAAUGCCAAAAUCAGACAUAUUUUGUCCGCUUUGAAAAAAAUUAAAUCAUUUUACAUUAAAUAGAGGAAUAUGGCAAAACAAAUAUUUAAACCUUUUACAUUCAAUAAAAUUAAACCAUUUUGUAUUCAAUAAAUCAUAAAUAUUGUUUCCAAGAUAAAGGAUGAUAAUUUAAUACAGAUAUUUUAUAGAGGAAGAUGGCAAUUCAGUGAAAAAGUCAUGUAAUAAAGGGUAGAACUGGAAAUAAACAGAGAAGACUGGUUUGUGUCCAAACUCUCUCUCUCUCUGAACAUCACUCCUUUAAAUCACCAUCAAAGAAAUUCCAAUUUUCUCGGAUUUUCUUUCUAAAUUUUUAUUCUCACAAUCCCUAAAACCCUAGCCCUCUUUCACGCAACUUCAGCUCAAAGCUCAAGCUCCUCUGUUCCUCCUUCCUGAGGAGUGUUUCAGACAGUGCUUUUGAUGACUCUGCAAACACAGCUGCAGACAAGCUUAAACGAAGCUGUAUCUACUGACUUUGAUGGUGAAAUAUCAAAAACCCUAAUUUAAUUUUUCUUUUCCUCUGGGGGUUUUCAUCAUCAAUGCUCACACAGUACAGUGGGUAAGCAAUAAAAAGUCCAAAGUCCCAACCUUUACUCCUUUAAAUCCCAAUAAAACCCAUACA